Molecule: messenger RNA, 3752 nt
Organism: Cucurbitaria berberidis CBS 394.84
Lineage: Eukaryota; Fungi; Ascomycota; Dothideomycetes; Pleosporales; Cucurbitariaceae
Exons: 2
Coding region: 225-3653 (1142 amino acids)
Source: RefSeq, a predicted model, not a curated record
CAAUAUCCGCUCUCACAGCGUGCCUCUGCUUUGAUUUCCAGAUGGAUUGCAAUUCUUCAGCUUUGUUGUGCAUUUGAUUUUCAUCCGCUGUGCUUUGGCGUACUCUUCCUUCCUCAACUCUCGAUCGUGGGCAAGCACUCCACGGGGCGGAAGGGCCUCCUGGUCGACCGACAGGCAGACGUCAACAGACGAACGCCUCGCUCAUCUCUCAACCCGUUUGCAUUAUGGCGUCGAAACUAUGUUGUACAACAGAGCAAGAGGGUCGGCCAGAGUCACCAGAGCUGCCUAAUGCUCGCGUCAGCCAAGCCAUACCAGUGAAUCGGCCUCUCCUGCCAAAGGAGACAGCAUCGUCGAACUCUCGUUUUACGAGUGGCCGCUCUGAGGACCUCCAUGAGCUCCGCGACAUCUUCAACAAUGCUCAAGAUCAAGCCGACGAUGGGCCAUCGCCGACGCGAGGUGCUCGUGGACGAUUCAGCCGGGGGUCCAUGUACAGCCUACGAAGUUUGCACAAGAUGACGAGCAUGCGAUCUAUCAUUAGACGAAAGUUUUCAAAAGACGAUCCGAAGAAGGAUCUAGCCGUCCGACCAACCCGUCCCAAGGCAAAGAACAGGGACGUCGGUGAAGAGCCUGGCACUGUGGUCAAGCAGCUGAGAGAUGGACCAAAUCAGCAACUCAAUGUCACCAAGGAUGACCUAAGAAAGCAUCUUCUGAGCGACAAGAAGCCAGAUGAAGGCGGCUACGAUUCUGAUGCCGAGAUGCUGGACGACAUCGCGACCAACCUUGGGAAGAAGACACCAGGCAAGAGGCCGAGUAUUCACAGCAUUGACUGGACACCUUCCACUGGCAGCAAGCCAACGCCAGGAUCAUCUACCAAGGGCCCCAACAGCACCGAGCGCAAACGCCAGCUGCAGCCCUACCAGAUUCAGAGGCCUCAGACAGACGCCUCUCCCCGCUUCAGUCAAGUCUUCAGCACCCCAAAUCUAAGAUCAGACAUCGUCUCCGAGAGCGACAGCAGAUCGAGACGCUCGCACUCUGCUACCGCGAUAGGCUUGCCCAAAAUGUUUCCAAUUUCACCACUAAGACUACCGAGCCUCACCACACAUGAUAAUGAUGGAGUACCUUGGUCUCAGGCGAUAAACGAAAGCCUUCGCCUAUCGCAGUUUCCUGUCCCACCGCGGCACAUCAACCCUGAAGCAUCUGAGACAAUCUCAGACCCCAAGCAGCACUCAAAGGAGAGCUAUACCGAUAGUCAGGGUCAUGAGGGCGCCUCUUUGGUUCCUUGCUGUCAUUCAUCCAAUGGCAUUGCUGCUCCUUCAGCUCGUGCGGUAGAAAUCCGUGUGCAGCAACCGACCUCCAUCAUCAGUCCCAGACCAUCCACAUCCGUUCGAGGUGUCCCCAGUGAGAAUGCCCCACCAAGCAAAGAUGAAGACGAGGAAGACCACCCACGUCACUCGGUGCAUCUCCACAACAUGCGCAUCUCUCACCAUCUCCGCUCGGGCUCACUACUCUCGUGGGACCAACUUGCAGAUGCUCCGGAUCUACCUACACCACCUCCCCCAUUCCGCGAACGCACCGUCUCAGAUCAGAGCCAAUACUCUCAUAUGCGGAGAGAGCUCGCUCGGCAUGAGCGACAAACUUCGAGCUCUGGGUUUUCCAGCUCCAAGUUACCGAGCAAAUGGGGUAGAGUUCUGCUCAAGGAUUGCGACCUACGACCUGACGUUGCGUCAUCUAUAUACUCCAGUAGGCCGCAAAGUCCGCCAGACAGCUUCGAUGGGUCUAUGUUGAACUUGUCACGGACUAGCACAGGGCACCACACAUUCAGUAUGUCAUCAACGGAUAUCAAGAAGGCCAAUGGUUCGAAUUCACUUCCCAGCCACCAAGAUACACCCGGGCCAGCCCAACAGGACGACACUUUGAAUAUCGAAAGAGCACAAGAUUCUAUCGUAGAGAGUCCUCUACUUGUGGCACCUCAUCCUUUGGCACGAAAAAACAGUGUGGCGGAGACGAAAGUGUCCAAGUUCCGAGAAGAGUUCAGCCCCUCUCCGCCAAAGAAGAAGCUGGUCCCGUCCACGUCGAUUAUGAAACUGCUAAACUCCAAGCGCCUGAGUAUGCGCAGCCAAAGUGAGGCCAAUAUGCCGCCUGACCCUCUGAGUAUGGCUAUGGACGGUCCCUCCGACACAAUCCCCAUUCCCGUCGAUCGAGAACGACACGGGUCUAUGAUGAGCUUGCAAACUGAGCAAGAAGCUCUUGGCAAGAACAAGGGGAUCAAUCACGUAUGGGAUCGUGCUCUUGCAGCACAUCAAGAAGAGAAGGCAUCGCUCUUUCUUCCAAAGAAUAGAGACCUUGCCGUGCACGCAAGCCCGUUCCGUGAGCGCAGCGCAAGCAUUUCCGCGAAACACACCACUGGUGAAGAGGACAUAGGUCUAGACGAUCACGCCGUGAACACGGUCAGACCACGUUCUGCAUCGCUUGUCGACCCACCAUCCCCAGGUCAAUUAAGGUCCGAGUCACUUCUGGAAGCGAUCCCGCGGCGCAGUGCCUUAACAGGCAGGGGUGAUAUCAGCCCAGGGCGGGAAGUGUCGAACGCAUUCGAGAAGCAAGGUGACAGCAUUGAAGUGGUCGGUGCAUGGGGUCGCUACCCAUCACAUACCCGUCAUGAUCGCAUCUUAUCUGCAAGAAAGGUGGAUCGUGUCGACACUCGCGACUUUGCGCUCGAAGCGGCGAUCAAGUUUGCUUCAGCAAAAGAUGAAAAACACGAUGACGACCUGAUCGACCCCAUAGAGCGACUCCCUUCACCACCACUGCUCCCCGGUCAAAAGAAGAAAAAGAAGAAGGUCGGUAGCGGUCGCAUGGCGAAAAGCAAUUCGAUGACAUUCGGCAAAACUUUCCUCAAGAACUAUUCAAAGAUCUUCAAGAGUCAAAGUGCAGAGUUCCGAAAGCAUGGCCGGGGGCAUCGCAGCUCUAUCGCAUCCGGCGGCACGUUGGAGUUUCCCGAAUUAGAGCUUUUACCUGAUGUCUGGACCGGGGGUGCCAACGGAGAUGGAAGCGCAGAACCACACGACCGCAGUUUUGAGCUUGUCGAGCGACAACUGCAGCAUAGAAAUAGUGAUGUGAAAGGCAAGGGAAAGCUACGUGAAGAGGACUCGAUGGCUACGCUUCGCCCUCGCCGAAACUCAUCUGCGCCGAACCUCAACGAUUUGUCUUUCCACGAUGGCGCUGGUGACUCGGAGCAUGCCACAGAUCGUGCUCGCGUGUGGUCGCAUUAUUAUGAGAACUGUGUUCCGUCUUUCCCUCGUCUAAGCACCGAAGCGGACUUUGGCAUCGAAGCCUUUAGCGAACCUGCUCGGUUAUCGCUCGACAGCAAGCGCGCGUAUAUACACUCGCGCAUUAUACCUAUGACAAUGGCAAGACACUCGAGGAACGCUAGCCAGCUGAGUCGCGUCACCAAUGCGAGUCGACGAAGCGCACGGCCAAGUUUCAUUUCCCUGGGUGACGACGGCGCUGGUGAGGAGCAGAGCAUGGUGAGUGUGAGACGGAGCACGAUGGAUUUGAUCUCAAAAUUCAAGGAGCAGGAACUCGUAGAGCAUGAGAGGGUCAUGGCUCUUAUCAAGGUAGAGAGCCGAACUGAUAGGGAGAAUAUUGCGGUAUCGUAAGAUGGAAGCAUAGUGAAAGGUUUGGUGGAUAGGUAAUGUGUAUUGUUUUGUUGAGCAUGCAGCUCGGACGGUAAUAGGUCCUUCAUGUAUGGUAAGAGG